Pseudozyma hubeiensis SY62 is the source of this 1338-nucleotide messenger RNA. RefSeq lists its product as hypothetical. Gene Ontology annotation, molecular function: DNA-binding transcription factor activity, RNA polymerase II-specific; zinc ion binding. Gene Ontology annotation, biological process: regulation of DNA-templated transcription. The coding region runs from base 1 to 1338 and encodes 445 amino acids. Lineage: Eukaryota; Fungi; Basidiomycota; Ustilaginomycetes; Ustilaginales; Ustilaginaceae. The transcript has a single exon. The record is from RefSeq and is a predicted model, not a curated record.
AUGUCUUCGCCCUCGGUGCAUGCUGGGAUCGGCCCGAGGUCGCGCUCGAGAUCGUCGGACGAACCCUUUGUGGCACCUGACCAGCUUCUGAGGGACGCCACUCAAACGGACCUAGCUUGCUGCGCGUCGCCUUCGCCUCAAGAUCCGAGCAAUGCCAAAGCACAGCUUGUUCUCCGCGACUGUCCACCAAAGAAAUCACCAGCUCGCAGUCAGGACAACAGAGCUAAUGAUCCACACAGUGUACCGCACCAGGUCGUACUCUACCUUGUAGGCGAUCAAAAUGAGGAAGAUAACCGAGACAUGCAUCGUCCCUCAAGCUCUCCCACGCGUGCCAUCGUCGACUGGCUCGCUACUGCCGGUUCAGCAGCGAAUGAAGCCUCGAGUCAGGAUCGACGCACCAAUUCGCGUUCUCUGUCAUCCCAGCCCUGCAGUCGUAAGGCUAAAGCUCCUGCUGCUCUGCCACCAAGUCCGUUAAGCAGCGUUCUUGAGGCCUUUGUUGAUGAGAUGCUUGGGCCAGAGUUUGCAAGGAAGGAGGAGCCUCCUGUCUCGACAAAAUACAAAUGCAAAGGUACAGCUGCAACGGCAGCUGCCAAUAACACAGCAAAGUGCGAUCGGUGUAGAUCACGCAAACUCAAAUGCGUUGUACUGUCAAAGACGGGAGCAAGUUGCAGCAAUUGCCGUCGAACACACGUAGCCUGCACUAGGAAUCGAUUGCGCGUGAGAGGUAAUCAGACACCGGUGCCUCGCCCUCUCAGCAAGAAGGGCCCCGCAACAACGUUCCACUCUUCGCAGAACAGUGUCAACGAGUCUCCCCAGAAUGCCGGUGAGGGUCGAACCACAAGAUCCAGUGCGGGUCUCAAGAUGCAAAUCAAGAGCGACAGCAUCGACGACGACGGAAUUCCAAGCAGCACGAAACGCAAGAAGUCUUCCCCCGAUCCGCAACCCUCGACGUCGUCGCAAAUCUCAAACAGGAAUCGGCCUGCCUCUGCUUCCGCUCCGGACCCAGCCAAAAAGGAGCUCGAUGGCUACACCGUCGGCCUCCUCAAGGACGUGAUGCAUGCGCUCGAGCGCGUCAAGGGUUCUCUUGGAGAAUCUACAGCCUUGCCGGCGCUCGUACCCACCCUAACUUCGCUCGAGGAGGGUUUUGAUUCGAUGCCCAGGCUUGUCUCUGAGCCAUUGCUCUCAACAGUGUGUACUAUGCUUCAGCGCAUCAUGGUGCAAUGCCUCAGGAAGGCGAAGCUUCAAGAUCAAGUCGAGGUCAAAAGCGCUGUAUGGUACACGCAGAGUCUGGUCGACCGGACGCUGUCCUGCAUCAAAAUGCUGAUCGACAUCGAGUGA